CGCCUCGAGCUCACUUGUCUGUACAUACCAUGCCGCUGCCGCUCCCCACGCCCGCGCUCGAGCGCCUGGACGCGCUUGCCGAGACCUACGGCACGCCGCUGCAGAUCUACGACGAGCAGCUGAUCCGCGAGAACGCGCGCCGCCUGCUGGCCGCCUUCCGCGCGCACUUCCCCGACUUCCAGCAGUUCUACGCCGUCAAGGCGCUGCCCAACCCGGCCAUCCUCAAGGUGCUCAAGCAGGAGGGCUGCGGCAUGGAUUGCAGCUCGUCGGCCGAGCUGCACAUCGUCAAGGAGCUGGGCGUGCCCGGCGACCAGGUCAUCUUCACGUCCAACUUCACGGCGCAGAAGGACCUGGCCACGGCCUUUGACCAGGGCGUCAUCAUGAACCUGGACGACGUGUCGCUCGUGGACAGCCUCGUGGCCGCGCGCGGCAAGUGCCCCGAGCUCAUGAGCUUCCGCCUCAACCCGGGCCUCGGCCGCACCGACUCGGAGACCGCGUCCAACGUGCUGGGCGGCCCGGACGCCAAGUUCGGCGUGCCCCCGUUCCAGAUCGUCGAGGCCUACCGCAAGGCGCAGCAGGCGGGCGCCACGCGCUUCGGCAUCCACAUGAUGACGGGCUCGUGCGUCAUGAACCAGGAGUACUGGCGCGAGACGGUCACGGUGCUGUUCAACACCAUCGUGCAGCUCAAGAAGGAGCUCGGCAUCGAGUUCGAGUUCAUGAACAUCGGCGGCGGACUGGGCAUCCCGUACCGCAAGGACCAGGAGACGGUCAACGUCGAGGCCAUCGCCACGAUGCUGCGCGAGGUCUUCGACGAGGCCAUGAAGGAGCACGGACUCGAGACGCUGCCGCGCCUCUGCAUGGAGAACGGCCGCUUCAUGACGGGCCCCUUCGGCUGGCUGGUCACGCGCUGCGAGGCCAUUAAGGAGACGUACGGCCGCUACUACGGCGUGGACGCCUGCAUGGCGCACCUCAUGCGCCCCGGCAUGUACGGCGCGUACCACGAGAUCUCCAUCCCCAAGCGCGAGGGCGGCGAAGUCUCCCCCUCGCACGUCGUCGGCACACUCUGCGAGAACAACGACUGGUUCGCCAAAGACCGCCCGCUGCCCAAGGCGCAGGUGGGCGACCUCUUCGUGAUCCACGACACGGGCGCGCACUCGCACUCGAUGGGCUUCCAGUACAACGGCAAGCUGCGCGCGCCCGAGGUGCUCAUCCGCUCGGACGGCAGCGACUCCCUCAUUCGCGAGCGCGAGACGUACGAGGCCCUGUACGGCAACUGUGUCAUGCCUGCGGACCUGUAAAUACAGACCCAGCCAUGACGGUGAUAGACAACAAGGACGGCGCUGAAGCGUUUGGGCGCCGAAAAAGAUAAGCGGUCACUUUUGAACACGCGCAUCAAUGCAUCUCUAAUGACUUACU
Phytophthora sojae is the source of this 1416-nucleotide messenger RNA. RefSeq lists its product as hypothetical. The transcript is spliced from 2 exons. Bases 30 to 1298 code for a protein of 422 amino acids. The record is from RefSeq and is a predicted model, not a curated record. Lineage: Eukaryota; Oomycota; Peronosporomycetes; Peronosporales; Peronosporaceae. Gene Ontology annotation, molecular function: diaminopimelate decarboxylase activity.